Xiphophorus maculatus (southern platyfish) is the source of this 4639-nucleotide messenger RNA. RefSeq lists its product as uncharacterized. The record is from RefSeq and is a predicted model, not a curated record. Gene Ontology annotation, biological process: proteolysis. Lineage: Eukaryota; Metazoa; Chordata; Actinopteri; Cyprinodontiformes; Poeciliidae. Bases 536 to 2005 code for a protein of 489 amino acids. The transcript is spliced from 2 exons. Gene Ontology annotation, molecular function: aspartic-type endopeptidase activity.
AGGCACAAGAUGAGUUCAAGAAAAAGCAGUCUGACACUAAGGAUUUAGAAAUUCAGCUGUUGAAGCUCCAAUUGCAGGAAGCAAAACAAAAAUUGAAUAAAAAAAAAAAACAGAUAAAAAGGAACAUGUGAUGGUUGUGGCUGCAGGUGCCGGAACCCCCACACAGAAUGCAACUUCCUGGCAAAACACUAAUCAGAUUGGGGGAGGACUGGUUCCUCCUCCUGUUUUUUCUGUUUCAUAUCCCCAAAACAGGUACAGAGCGUUUCCUCGUGGACGGGGAAGGCGUUUGGCCGGUCACGAGGGCGGUGCUCCGUGGAGGGGUCGUGGGGCGCGAACCGGGGGACCACAGGAGGACAUAUGCUACCGAUGUGGAUGUGUUGGACACUGGGCAAAACAUUGCUGGGCCAUACCAAAUCACGGGGAACCAGGUAUGAUCCCCCACAAUCCCAAUGUUAUACCUGGACAGUCUUUUCAGGGGAAUAACGAGCCCACACAGAACAUCUAGUGACACGCCCCUGGAGACCCACAGCCCAGCAUGGGAACUGCAGACCCCAUGCUGUCAGCAACACUGGAGGGGAGAGAAACACACUUCCUGGUGGACACAGGUGCUACACACAGCACAUUGAACUUUGUUUCUCCCCUCAGUUUGACGUCACAAACUGUAUCUUUAACUGGGUUCUCAAGGACAGAACAAAGUCUGCCUUUCACUAAGCCUCUGACCUUCACACUGGGCAAUCAGCACCUGCAACAUUCUUUUGUCAGCUCUCCCACAACUCCCGUCAAUUUGCUAGGAAGAGACUUACUGAUAAAACUGGGAGCAACAAUUAUGUGCUCUGUGAAUGGAUUAAUUGUUUCAUUUCCCGAUGGCACGUCCCUCCCUUGUGCAAACUUUCACACGGAUGGACAAUUUCUCAUGCAGCCAGUUGUUUCUGAGUAUGCAGACAUAUAUUGGGGCCUUUUAACGAACUUACCCUCCAGCUGUCUAAUGUCAACGUUUGUGGACUGGAAACCUUGGCUCCUGUGUCUGUGCUCCUACGUCUCUCCUCCGGAUCCCCCCCACGUGACCCUGUUCUACGACAGAGACGUCUCUGAAUGGUACCAGGAACCUUUCCUUUCCACUUUGGAGGAAACAACCUGGGAGGUAAAAAUCUCAGAUAUUCAUGUAGCUCCAGUUGGUGUAGCUGCUGCUGUCUCUUUCACAGAAACGCAGUCAGAAUGUUAUCAAAUAUCUGAUGAAGCUGUGCCUCACAUCUCUCUCUGUUUGCACCCUGAGCACCAAGCAAAAGAAUUGGGCCCAAUGAUGAAACGCUCCCUGGCAGCCACAGAUUGGAUUGCGACAGCAGUGCCAGAUGUGGGGCUUGCUUCCUGUUCUCCUAAUUCAUUUCAGGUGGACUCUGAGAGACCCCUCUGGAUUCCUCAGUAUCCACACAAACCCGCAGCUGAACAGGGCAUCGCAGAGACAAUAACAGGACUGAUUGAGGCUGGAGUGCUGGAACCCUCAAAGUCUGACUGGAACACACCCAUUUUGCCAGUGGAGAAAAAAGGUACUGGCAAAUACAGAAUGGCUCAUGACCUGAGAGCAGUAAAUGCAGUUCUGAAAACAAAAACUGUGCCAGUUCCUAAUCCAUAUGUCUCCAUUGCUGCUUUGACUCCUAGCCAGCAGUGGUAUAGCUGUAUUGAUCUGGCAAAUGCAUUUUUCUGUGUCCUACUAGCUGAAAGCUGCAGGGACUACUUUUCAUUCACUUUCAGGGGAGAACAGUGGCGUUACACCAGGCUGCCACAAGGUUUCGCCCAGUCUCCAGGGCUGUUUAACCAGGUUUUGAAAGAUGUUUUGCAGGAUUGCCCCCUUCCACGAGACACGACCCUAAUUCAGUAUGUAGAUGACCUUUUGCUGGCCGCAACAACCGCUGAGCUUUGCGUUAAAGCCACCUCCCUGGUUCUGGCUCACCUCCAUCAAAAAGGUUUUAAGGCCAGUAAAAACCAAUUACAGAUUGCACGAAAAUAGGUUUCAUUUCUGGGCAGAAUAAUUUCAGCAGGAACAACGGGGAUCUCUCCCUCACACAAGCAGUCCAUUUUGCAACAUCCGAAACCCACCAGAGUCAAAGACAUGCUCUCCUUUCUGGGUUUAACUGGCUACAGCAGAAGCUACAUUCCGUCUUACACAGAUCUGACCCAGCCGCUUCGAGCCUUGGUUAAUGAACAAGGCAUGAGAAAUCUGAAUAAUCUCCUCUUUUGGACAACUGAGGCAGAACAAGCUUUUAUAGCUGUAAAACAACACAUGUCGUCCGCUGCAGAGCUCUCCAUGCCAGACUACACUUUGCCGUUCUUUCUGGAUGUUUCUGUUACAAAACUGGCCGUUAACAGAGUUUUGUAUCAGAAAAAAGGGGGUGAGAGACGAAUCAUGAUGUAUUUAUCUGCAAUUUUGGACAAAAUGGAACAGAGACAUCAUCCCUGCACACAGCAUGCUGCUGGUGUAGCCAAAUUGAUACAAAAAACUGCACACAUAGUCAUGGGACAUUCACUGUUGGUGUUAACAUCACACAGUGUAGUGGCAUAUGUAAACUCACAAAGUUUCACCAUGACAGCGUUGCGACAACAAAGACUUUCUAAAGUCCUGGAAGCUCCUAACAUUUCAUUCACACACGAAGGCGUGAACAUGGCAGACUGUUUUUCAGAAGGAGAAUGCGGAAGCAUUGCUAUUGCCAAAAACAGUAGCUGUAAUCAAAUGCAAAGGUCAUGACUUAUCAGACACAAUGAUUGCAAAAGGUAAUCAAGCAGCGGACAGAGCAGCUAAAGUAGCUGUGGGGUACACCAAUUUGGCCAUGGUGUGUUCCUCGGAGGAGGAAUUACAUGACAAACUCACACUGGAGGAGGUGGUAAGAUGCCAAAAGGGGGUGCCACUUGAAGAGAAAAACAUGUGGAAACACAGAGGGGCCACUGAAACAAAUGGAUGCCGGAGGGGCCCAGACGGCAGGUUAAUUCUGCCCCCUGGGAAAAAACAAGAGCUGCUUCUUGAAGCUCACGGGGUUGGACAUGUGGGAACUAAACAGAUGAUGUAUAAUCUUAAAGACUGGUGGCAACCCCAAAUGAUCAACAUGGUGAAACAGUUUGUAAAUAAUUGUGAAAUGUGUGGACAGGUUAACCCUAAGAAAACUUUGAAGCCACAUCAGGGACAGUUUCUUCCACUCACAUGUCCAGGGAAAGAGGUUGUGUUGGAUUUCACUGACAUAAUAAACAUGGUGCAAGGCAAAAAAUAUUUGUUGGUUUGUGUUGAUGCUUUCACAGGAUGGCCUGAAGCGUGGCCAGCAGCGAGAGAAGACAGUAAAACGGUCAUAAAAUGUCUGAUCAACCAUUACAUCCCCAGGCACGGUUUUCCAGAAAAAAUCAGAUCAGACAAUGGAACACAUUUCAGAAACAAGGACCUGCAAACAGUGGAAGCUCAUCUUGGUUUGAAACACAAGUUCGGUACGGUUUAUCACCCGGAAUCCUAAGGCAAAGCAGAACGAAUGAAUCAAAAUUUUAAAACAAAAUUGGCUAAAGUUUGUGCACAAACUAAAUUAACAGUGACCAAGGCGCUAGAAGGACUUAAGGCCCUUAGUAAAACGAUGCAUCAGCACUCUGGAGUUUCAAACCCCUUGGAUAAGUGGUUCACUGAUCUGUUUGGAAAAUAUAAAGAAAUCAUCAUCGCUUUGCUCCUUUCUGUGACAACUUUCCUUGCCCUCCUGAUCACCUGUGGUUGCUGCUGUGUCCCCUGUCUGAGGUCAUUGGCGGUGCGGUGCAUCACCUCAACCAUAGAGAAAGGCAGCAGUAGUGAUGGAAUUCCACCUGCCUAUCAGAUGUUUUCCCGGAGACGUGAAAGAACCGUGAAAUUCCAGAUUGCCAGAGUUUAAGGGCAGUACUAGUAUCCAGUGACAAAAGAAAAUUUUCCUUCCUUCCUUAUAUAAUCCAUUGAUUUCGCUUUUGUUGUGUUUUUUCUUGCAGAAUGAAGUCCAAUCCUUUCUGGGUGUGCCGGGGUGUGAGACUGUGGGCGCAUUCCACGAUUGUUGGACCGAGUUACAGCUGAAAUCCCACACUGAAGCCUUCCAGGCAAUGUCGGGGUUUCCCAGCGACCGCGCCGGCUCUACAUCUGGACACACGCAGAAACUGAUUUGACGUUGAUACGUCUCGCUAUAGAGAGGCUGCAGUGAUUUGAUUUCAUUACAAUGAUUAAAGUUUGAUCAGAAAACAUUUUUACUUACUUUUAAUCCUAGUUUAAUCAUGCCAGUGUAUUUUGAGUGUACUGCCUUUAAUCCUGAUUUACUUUAUUGAUUUGAUGUUUUACGAAUGUGUUCAUUGUUCUGUGCCUUUCAAUACUCAGAAUUCUAAGCUUUUCUUACCAUUUCAUUAACUUUGCAUCCUUUUCGUAGUUCAUUAACUUUUACAUAUUACAUAGAAAUCUCACCUUUUAGUCUUCUAACAAUGUGUUCAUUUUUGCAUACUACCUAACAUUUCACUGCCUUUACAAAUAAUUUUAACCUAACACUUCACUAUAAGUUCCACACACUAUCCUAACAUUUUGUUCACUUAGCACUUUUGUAGAACUUAACAACUUCGUAGCUGUGACUUUUCACCUUGUUUUUAAAUACUAACAAUAAAACAA